Aethina tumida (small hive beetle) is the source of this 1498-nucleotide messenger RNA. RefSeq names its product SOSS complex subunit B homolog. NCBI's taxonomy places the organism in Eukaryota, Metazoa, Arthropoda, Insecta, Coleoptera, Nitidulidae. The transcript is spliced from 2 exons. Gene Ontology annotation, biological process: double-strand break repair via homologous recombination; response to ionizing radiation; mitotic cell cycle checkpoint signaling. The record is from RefSeq and is a predicted model, not a curated record. The coding region runs from base 249 to 860 and encodes 203 amino acids. Gene Ontology annotation, molecular function: DNA binding. Gene Ontology annotation, cellular component: SOSS complex.
UUGUGUGACCACCUUCAUAUUUAGCGCUCGCGCAUGUCUGAUGCUGCCGAACAAGUAAGAUCGGUUGUUGCACCUUCGUCCCUAUUCGCUUAGCCCCUCCUAAAUGAUUACCAACAUAACACAACAAAAUGGCUCAUUUGACUUUUGCCGUUUGGCGAGGAAACAUCAAAUGUUGGGUUGCUGAUGAAAGUCAGGGCCUCAACCGUUUUUAAUUUCCAUCAAAGUCGUAACGCAACAAUCCGGCUAAAAUGGACUACGUCCUAAUUAAGGACAUGCGUCCUGGUUUAAAAAAUAUAAACGCAGUGUUCAUUGUGUUGGAGGUCAGCCACCCCACCCUGACCAAGGAAAACCGCGAAGUUCGAACGUUCAAAGUGGCGGACCCGAGUGCCUGUAUAAAUGCCAGUGUUUGGGACGAGGCGGGACAAUUGCUGAUUCCAGGUGACAUUGUUCGACUGACGAAAGGAUAUGUGUCGAUGUGGAGGAACUGUCUCACUUUGUACACGUCCAAAGGAGGAGACCUUCAGAAAAUUGGUGAAUUCUGUCUUGUUUUCAAUGAACAGUUGAAUAUGAGUGAGCCAAAUCAAGUGUUACCGCAAAUGCCCUCGGUAUGUGGACCUCCAAACAACUUGCCUAUUAAUAACGGAACAAAUAAUGGGGCGGGAAGAGUGGGUCCACCCGCACCUCCCCCCAUAGUCACAACAUCAGCCCCCAUGCACAAUAACACAGCUGGACCGGCCAAACCUACUCCUAGUAAUACUAAUCGAAUGGCAGGCAAUGGGCCUCCUGCACCCACGGAUAAUCAGAAGAGGUCUAGAGGGAACAGGGGUGGACCACAUAGGAAUAGGCAUAAUCGUACAUAAGUUAGAAUUUUUAAAAUUGUAAUUAAUAAGAUUUUUAUUACCUGAUUGCAAAAUUAGUUAUUAAGAUAUGGAACACUUCCUGCUGUUAUGGAGAGAAAUUAUAAUUACAAGAAGAUAAGUAUCAUUAUUAAAAAACAAUCUUAAUUUAGCUUCGCCGUUCUUCCAAUAUUAAAGUUUAAUUAAAUUCUAUUAAUAGCCAACUUGAGAAAGCGCAUUUUAAAAUCAAUUUAUUAAUAUUUUUGAAAGUUCCUUAAUAAUGGAACAUAUAUAUUUGAGUACAUACAACAUUUUAGGUGUUUGAAUAAUGGAUUUUAGAGAAAAAAAACUAUUUUUGUUAAGAUUGUGUGGUUUUAUGUGCCUUCUCAACAAUUAUUUGUACCUUUAAUAUUUCUAAUCUCAGGAAUAUGUAAAUUUCUUAGUAUUUCUGUGAUGUUUAAUGUGGUGUCAUCUGCUAACAUUAUGUCAUAAUAAGUGUGAUGUUAAUAACAGUUGAUAAUAAAAACUUAAUGAAGAAUAUUACAAAAUAAAAUAAUGUUUGUAUAUACAUUCUAGAAUAAAUCAUUCUCUGGAUGCAUCUACAAAAUAUAACAUCUUUAUUAGGAGUUCAUAUACUUUUUUAAUUGUAAAAAAACAAUAUG